Schistosoma margrebowiei is the source of this 231-nucleotide messenger RNA. Lineage: Eukaryota; Metazoa; Platyhelminthes; Trematoda; Strigeidida; Schistosomatidae. The record is from the annotation of a GenBank genome assembly.
AUGGAAUAUGUUCCCGGCGAUAAUCUUGCCAGUUGGAUGGAUGAAGUGGAGUUCAUGUCAGAAGCAGCUUGUCGAUUUUAUGCAGCUGAAACAAUUCUUGCUUUAAUUGAUCUACAUGCAAUGGGAUUUAUUCAUCGUGAUUUAAAAUCGGACAAUUUAUUAUUAGAUGCCGGUGGUCAUUUAAAAUUAGCUGAUUCCGGUACUGCUAUACGUGUUGAUCCGGAAACUUGA